CCUGUGACUUGUUCAAUGGAAGAGGUCUUUUCUCAGAUUCAGUUCAUUGGGGAUGUCUGUCCUGCAGCUCACUACUGCCCAGUUGGCAGUGCACAACCAGAACCCUGUCCGCCAGGCUCUUUCCUGAGCCACCGUGGUGCUGUAUCUGAGACAGACCGUCAUCCAUGUACCUCUGGAGUCAGAGCUCUGCAGAGCUUCGCUGUCCUGAGGGCAGUUUCUGUCCAGCCGGUUCUGUAACAGGACAUCAUUCCGACUGUCAGUGUCCGUCUGGUCACUCAUGUCCGUGUGGCAGUGUCCAGCCUGCCAUCUGUCUGCCUGAUACUUAUCAGCCUCUGCCAUACCAGCCUUCCUGUCAAUCUUGCCCACCAGGUUUUUACUGUUUGGAGGGUUGCACCACCCCACUUCCCUAUCCUGCAGGCACUGCGAGUAUAAUUGAGGGGUUACAAUCUCAGCUGGAUUGCUCUCCAUGUCCUCUCGGAUUCUACUGUAACACCAGCGCACUAAUCAGCCCCACCGGACCCUGCUCUGCAGGUCAUUUCUGUUCAGCUGGAGCCACAGAGCCUGCCCCAGUCUCUCAGACAUGUGGAUAUAUAUGUCCGGCAAGAUAUUACUGCUGCUAAGUAGUGCUCCGUUACCAUGUCCUGUCAGUUUCAUUCUCCAGGAUAAAGAGGCCACCUCUCAUAAUGACUGCUCCCCUUGCCCUCCAAGCAGAUAUUGCAUUGCACCAGGCCCCUCUCAGCCCUCAGGGUUUUGCUCUCCAGGUCACUAUUGCAUUAGCGGCGCAGAUACUGCUGCACCUCAGGCCACACCCUCUCAGCAGACUUGUUUUUGUGACCUCAUACCUUCAUCCCACUUCCGAAAGUAUGAUCUUUGCUUUCUGAAGCACAACAUAGCCUGCUCAAUUCACAUUUUAGGAGAUGGUGCCAAAGAUUGGACCAAUCUGGAUCCCAGACCUCUAUUAGAUUUAACUGAGUCUGAAGGUUAUUCAGAAUCACCUCUACAAAUCACAGAAACAUGCACUGGCUUCAAGGGAGACCUGUGUCCUACAGGUGAAUGUUCUGCAGGCUACUACUAUGACUGGGGCUCCAGCAGUCUGGAGCAGAGUCUCUGUCCUUCCGGUUUCUAUUGCCCAGCAGGCCCACACAAGCCCCUGGCCUGCACUGCAAGCACUUACAGCUCCGUCAUGGGCAAAAGUCACCAAGGAAAUUGUUAG
Cyprinus carpio (common carp) is the source of this 1213-nucleotide messenger RNA. RefSeq lists its product as uncharacterized. The coding region runs from base 581 to 1213 and encodes 210 amino acids. The record is from RefSeq and is a predicted model, not a curated record. The transcript is spliced from 8 exons. NCBI's taxonomy places the organism in Eukaryota, Metazoa, Chordata, Actinopteri, Cypriniformes, Cyprinidae.